Molecule: messenger RNA, 2855 nt
Organism: Cyprinodon tularosa
Lineage: Eukaryota; Metazoa; Chordata; Actinopteri; Cyprinodontiformes; Cyprinodontidae
Product: gastrula zinc finger protein XlCGF8.2DB-like
Exons: 2
Coding region: 231-1298 (355 amino acids)
Biological process (GO): central nervous system development; regulation of transcription by RNA polymerase II
Cellular component (GO): nucleus
Molecular function (GO): DNA-binding transcription factor activity, RNA polymerase II-specific; RNA polymerase II cis-regulatory region sequence-specific DNA binding
Source: RefSeq, a predicted model, not a curated record
ACUGUUCAUUUUUCAUCAUAUCUGUAAAGCUUAAUUUGAAAUGACUUUUCCUCCUGGAAGUCUCAGAGCGUCGUGUGUUAGCUUAGCCUGUUAGCUGUGCUCAGACUGUAUCACUUUUGAUGGAUCAGAGACACUUGAAUGGAGAUCAGACUGUUUCUCUUUUAGGCCAGAGAGAUUCUUGUUGAGAUUGCGUGAAAACCUGAGAAAGUUGAAGAAAGGAUAACUAACAGAUGGAGGAACCGACGCGCAGUGAGCAGAUGGGCUCUGACGUCCAGAUGCUGUUGGUGAUCAAAGAGGAGCAGAGCUGGAGUCCCACACCAGAUCAGGAGGACCAGAAACCCCCACAGGUUAAACAGGAGGAGGAGGACACUGAGAUCACCAAAUUCAUAUUCGAUCCUGUCCGUGUGAAAAGUAAAGAUGAUGAAGAGAAACCGCUGCUCACAGAGCUUCAUCUCAGUCAAAAGGAGGAGAAAAGAGACUCUGAUCUGGGUGAAUGCUUAGAACAAUAUCCACAGGACAAAACUUCUGACUCAGAGACGGAUGUCAGUGAUGGAAACUGGGAGGAGAGCGUUCAGACGGCGUCGCGUUUAGACUCUGUGACCAAUAAGGAGACCCCUGUUGGCUUUAACUGCUCUGAAUGCGGCAAAACCUUCACCAGAAGACAAUAUUUGUCAGAACACUACAGAAUCCACACAGGAGUAAAACCUUUCGUCUGCUCCAUCUGCAGCAAAGCUUUUACAUGGAAAAACGGGUUAGUGCGACACAUGAGAGCUCACAGUGGAGAAAAACCUUUCAGCUGCUCAUUCUGUGACAAAACUUUCUCCUCCAAAAAGAAUUUAAUGGAACACACAAAAGUCCAUACAGGGGAAAGACCUUACAGCUGCUCCUUCUGCAAGGCAGCAUUUAAACGAAGUCACACUUUAAAGGAACACACAAGAACCCACACUGGAGAGAGACCUCACAAGUGCUCGAUCUGUGGCCUAAGCUUCAGAUACAGGUCAUAUCUAGUUGUUCACGUAAGAGCUCACGCUGAAGUUAAACCUUUCAGCUGUUCUAUCUGCAAUGGAACGUUUAAAAGGAAGCUCUCCUUAGAGGAACACAUAAGAUCCCACACUGGAGAAAAACCUUUCAGCUGCUCAAUAUGUAAUAAGAGUUACUCCCGCCAGUUAGGUCUGUCACGCCACAUGAGAUGUCACACAGGAGAGAGACCUUACAGCUGCACCAUCUGUCAGGCCACAUUCAGAUGGAGAUACGCAUUUGUGAACCACACAAAGAUCCAUACAGGGGAAUCAUCUUAGCUGCUCAGACUGUUUUCAAAGCAUCAUUUGGUCUCUGAUAGCUGAGUUUAAGCUGUUGUGGUUUCAACUAUGAUUUGCUAAUUGUUAAACUGGAUGUGAGAGCAAAGCAUACAAGCGACUGCUCCCUCCUCUCAUAUAUGGCGUAUCAUUUAGGGACAGAAGAUAAAUAUCCAAACACUAUUAAGAAGAAAACGGAAAACAUUCAGAAUCUUAUAAUAAAAUAAGACCCAGAAAAAAGGAGGCACAGGCCUUUUCUUUUUGAAAUUAAAACAUAUGAUUUAUUUUUAAGGUUAAAAAGAAAAAAGACACAAAACUAAAGUCAAAUCUGGAUAUAUGUGCUCUAUUUUUUUUACCCAAUUUUAGAGCAUUUUCUAUGAACUUCUAUCAAUUUAAUUUAAAGAAAAACAUUAUUUUUAUUAUAAAAGAAAAUAGGGAUAGAAUGCAUUAAAAUUGUUCAAAUGAGUGGUACCCAUCUUUUUCUUAGACUUAAACUUUAUCGUCAUUUUGUUCACACAGAGUAUACAAAAUGAAUUGUUAUUUAUACAGAUUCAAGCAGUGAAUGAGCAGCAGCUUAGCAAUGUAAAGGAACAUUUCCAUUCAUAAAGUGCAGCAGUGAUCAAAUGUAAACAGUGUGGAAGAGACAUGGUGCAACAAGGCAUUGAUGUCUAAUAGAAUUAUCUAAUAUAAUGAUUUGACAUUAACCUUGAGUCCUGAGGUGACAAGACAUAAAAGGUAAUAUUUUUUGUUUACCAAAAGUGUUUUAUUUGGAAGUGUCUUGACAAAUCCCAAGCAAAUCUCAAGCAAGCUGCUGACGUCUGUUUACCUGCAUGAAUUUUCAGUUAAAGUUGGUGAACCCAUGAAACCUUUGAGGGGGGUGCCAGUGAGGCAGUUUUAGACACAUAAGCAGGAUUUUAACAUAAUUCCUGGGGGAUUUAUAUAAAACUGACUUAGUUCAAAAACCAGGCUUAGCUGGUCAUGUCUGGCUUAUUCUGCUGUUUUUCUGGGUUUCAUAAUCCUGCCUCGUUCUGAGUCUGACUCUGUUUUUUGCAGACAAGCAGAGUGGCACAGUGGAAGUGUGCUGGGCUCAUUAGCCAGACGUCAGUGGACCUAAACCACCAUAAAAGUGACUUUAGGGGAGGCGGCCCAGUGGUUAGGGCAUUGAGCUUGGAAUCCUGAGGUUCUGAGUUCAAGCCCCACUCCCACAGUCUGCCACUCUGGGUCUCUGAGCAAGAUCCUCAACCCCACACUGAUCCCCGGGCCCUGCACAAUAGCAGUCCACUGCUCCCCAAGGGGAUGGGUUAAAUGCAGAGUUAAAUUUUUCCAAUGUGAGAUAUAAUAAAGUUCUAUUAUUUAUUAUACCCAGUAACUUAGCCAGGUCGGGACCAGGAUUAGACUGAUUCUGAUUGGUUUAACUUCAGUCAGAAUAAGCCGUCCAUGUCUGUCUCUGAGUGAGUUUUAUGAAGUACCUCUCAGAUCUAUUUACCAUGUCUGAUUCAAAGGUGUCCCAUGUAUGGAUGUAUGAUAUUUAUAGAGAAAUAUAAUAAACAUUAAUAUGCA